AUGACAACAGAGGUAGCCAGGGCCAAUCUGGACAACUAUACUAUACGAUUAGCCAAUGAUGAACAGAAGGUACAACAUGCCAAGGCGGGUUAUGAUCACUGGAAGAAGGACAGCACCUUUGAGCAAUAUUGGGAUAUAUACACGAGAGAAAGGAACGAAUCGCCUUGGGGGUCAAAUGACAAACUCCUGACAUGGGUUCUCGUUCGAAAAGAUGAUCUAGAAGGAGAAAUCUAUGCAGGAUGUGAAACAUAUCUACGAAAAGGAUUUAUAAAGCGUAAAGGAUCACAUAUCGUAGAAGAUACUCACCUAUACGGUAUCGCAUCCGUAGUCACACCAAAACAACAUCUCCGUAAUGGCUACGCUACUCGACUUCUGUCUUCACUUCAUCAUGAACUAUCCUCCCUUCCAUCCCCUUACUCGUCUACCACUUCAGACAUUCCUCUACUCAGAGCUGUCGGAUCGAUCCUAUGGUCCGACGUAGGUUCGACAUUCUAUUCCCGAUGCAGCUCGUCUGAAGAAAGGAAAGGAUGGGUAGUUCGUGAUUCGCAGAACACCCAAUUAAUCUGGAAGAUUUUACCUCCAACUCAAACGGAGUUACCAAAAGGGUGGGAUUGGAUCUACCUCUCCGAUUUACCAGGUAUCAAAAGCGAAUUAUCCAAAUCGGUUAAACAGAAUUUGGAAAAGAUAGAUACAUCUAACAAAUCGUUGUUCGUUCAUGAUCCGAUUUCGGAAGGGACAUUGGAGUUUGUACCUACUAAAGGAACUUGGCAAAGAUCAUUGAUAAUCGUUCCAGAACCAGUGGGAAUCAGAUACAAUCCUGAAAAUGGCUCAGAAGGGAAGGGGGAAGAGACAAUAGUUCUAUUCUCUCCUAAGAUGAUUAACAUAGGUGAUCGAUUUUUGAUCACCUACGUCCAUAACCUACGUAGUGAACAGAUACCAACACUCCUGAAUGCUUUGGAUAUAAUAGCUAGUCAAGCAGGUCAGAAAGAAGGUUGGAUUUGGGAUUUACCAAGUACUGAUUCAUCCGAACAGCUAAUAGAAGCAUGGAAGAGUGUGGGUCAAGAGAGAGAAGUAACAUCUGGAAGGAGGAACGAGAUUGAUGGGCAUUUGUUAGGAGUGGCGUGGUAUGGCGAUGUUGAUGACGAGGCCGAAUUGGUAGAAGGUCAAAUGUGGACCUGGAUGUAG
Molecule: messenger RNA, 1185 nt
Organism: Kwoniella botswanensis
Lineage: Eukaryota; Fungi; Basidiomycota; Tremellomycetes; Tremellales; Cryptococcaceae
Exons: 5
Coding region: 1-1185 (394 amino acids)
Source: RefSeq, a predicted model, not a curated record